AUGCUUCGUUUCGUACAUCGUCAAUUACUGCCAUUGAAUUUCAUCACGAUCCAUUGGCUUUACUUCCUCUGUACCUGCAUCUUAAGCGCGGUCAUAUUCUGGGGUGCUUCAACCCCUGCAAAAAGUGUCCACUUUACGGAUGCUCUCUUCCUGGUCGUGAGCGCCAUGACAUUGGCCGGUCUGAACACAGUCAAUCUCUCAACACUCAACACGUUCCAGCAAGUAAUGCUCUUUCUCCUGAUAUUCAUGGGUUCGGCAAUUUUCGUUUCUGCAUUUGUAGUUCAAGUUCGAAAGGCUGCAUUUGAGAAGCGAUUUCAAGAUAUCGUCAACGACAAGAAGAAGAAGCCGUCCCAUGUGAGGGUCGGUAAUGAUUCACAAACGCAUGGAGUUCCACAUGAAUUGCAACAGGAACAUGCCCAGCCAUCGACAGCUUCAGGCCCCUUGGCUGGUACAGGAAAUUCCGCCAAUGAUCAUAAGACAUAUAGAGACGAGCGCUCUGCCCGUCCGCUAUCGUCUGCCGAGGAUGACGUGAGAAGUACAGCCGCCAUGUCGCUCGCGGUCAGCUUCAGCCCAGAGCUCAAUCUUGAUAAAGUCAAGUCUCGUCGUAGUAACUAUCGAGACAACGAAAGUGUGUUCAGCAUGCAAGGUGUCGGCGCCCGACCCACGGCAAGUCUGGACGUAAUUCAGACGGCCCGAUCUGAUGAGCCGGAUGCUCUUCGAGAAAGUAGACAUUCUUUGUCUUCAGAGAAGGACGAUCGAGAUUCACAACAACGCUUUGGAUUCAGUAAUGCAUGGAUCGGAAGGAACAGCCAAUUCCAUGGAUUGACGGAAGUUGAGCGCGAGCAAUUAGGCGGCUAUGAAUAUCGUGCUGUGCAAUUCUUAGCAUGGCUCGUCCCUGCUUACCUUGUGCUUUUUCAACUGCUUGGUUGCUUGGGCUGUGCAAGUUGGAUUGCAUACAAUCAGCCAGACACUGCUCGAAGCAAUGGCCUUGACCCGUGGUGGGUGGGCGCGUUCAACGCAGUUUCCGCAUUCAACAAUUCGGGCAUGAGCUUACUCGACGCCAAUAUGGUUGCGUUUCAGAAAUCGAUCUACCUCCAGAUGACCAUGGGCUUCCUGAUCCUUGCAGGCAAUACCGCAUAUCCCCUGCUACUGCGCCUGUUUGUUUGGUGCAUGUAUCGAAUCGUCCUGAAAUUGGGCAAGACUUCCCCUGCCUGGUCAAAACGAGCCGAGACCUUGAGAUUUCUACUAGACCAUCCACGGCGAUGCUACACAAAUCUUUUCCCUGCUCAACAUACAUGGUGGCUCCUGCUCUCAGUCGUCACCCUGAAUGGAGUUGACUGGGCUGCAUUCGAGAUCCUCAACAUAGGGAACGACACCAUCUAUACAGAAGUCCCCUCCACCGGAAUUCGCGUCAUGAACGGACUAUUCCAAGCUUUUGCCGUGCGAAGCGGAGGAUUCUAUGUCGUGAUAAUUGCGAAACUACGGAUCAGUUUGCAGGUCCUGUACGUUGUCAUGAUGUAUAUCUCCGUCUAUCCCGUCGUAAUUACGAUGAGGAAUUCAAACGUCUACGAGGAACGGUCACUUGGGAUAUACGCCGAAGACGAAGCAGAGCGACGCAAGACCCGAUCUUCUUCGCGAGGUCUGGGGUUCGUCCGGACCUUGACUGACCACUUGGUGCCUGAGCUCAACGAUGGCAAACAGUCCAAUGGGCAGUUCGUUCGACAACAACUACGCGCUCAGCUUGCGCACGAUGCCUGGACGAUCGUGCUCGCACUGUUCCUCAUCAUGAUCAUCGAAGGAUCCCGAUUCUCCGAAGACCCUGCAGUAUUCAGCGUGUUCAAUUUCCUAUUCGAGAUUGUGUCUGCUUAUGGAUGCGUCGGAAUUUCAGUUGGUAUCCCGACGGCUGAUUACAGCUUUUCCGGAUCGUGGCAUGUUCUGAGCAAGUUGAUUUUGUGCGUGGUCAUGCUUAGAGGUCGCCAUCGAGGGUUACCGGUUGCUAUCGAUCAAGCGGUGCUUUUGCCAGGAGACCGUAAUGCAGAAGCUGAGGAGGACGAUGGCCGGAUACGGCGCGCAAGGUCGGCCAGUAGAGGUGCUCGCAACGAAAUCGCAUAG
Dissoconium aciculare CBS 342.82 is the source of this 2112-nucleotide messenger RNA. Its product is annotated as TrkH-domain-containing protein. Gene Ontology annotation, cellular component: plasma membrane. Gene Ontology annotation, biological process: intracellular potassium ion homeostasis; potassium ion import across plasma membrane. NCBI's taxonomy places the organism in Eukaryota, Fungi, Ascomycota, Dothideomycetes, Mycosphaerellales, Dissoconiaceae. The transcript is spliced from 2 exons. Gene Ontology annotation, molecular function: high-affinity potassium ion transmembrane transporter activity. The record is from RefSeq and is a predicted model, not a curated record. The coding region runs from base 1 to 2112 and encodes 703 amino acids.